Messenger RNA from Orbicella faveolata, 3986 nucleotides. RefSeq lists its product as uncharacterized. NCBI's taxonomy places the organism in Eukaryota, Metazoa, Cnidaria, Anthozoa, Scleractinia, Merulinidae. The record is from RefSeq and is a predicted model, not a curated record. Gene Ontology annotation, biological process: protein import into nucleus. Gene Ontology annotation, cellular component: nucleus; cytoplasm.
GAAGGUGAAAGAGGCAUCAAAUCAUUGGCGAAUCGUUGGAAAACGUUUUUGACUUUGGGAGGAGAGUGGUGUGCAGUUAAAAAAAAAGACCGAUUCAGUGUUAUCAUAAAUUAUCAUAUAAAUCAUGAACUUUGUCGUUCAGGUGUGAAUUAUGUCGUUGAAAAUGCGCGCUUCCUUGAGUUCGAUAAUUCAGUCGAUGAAAGGUAUAAAACAGGGCCAAAAGACUUAUUUUUUGGAAAGGUAUCGAUAAAGUAUCGAUUGGAAAAGACUAGAAUUGCAUUUAUUUCGAUAAGAAUAGUUUAUAAGUUGUAGUGUCACGCUGCGAGUAACAAAACUGUUAUUAUCGAAAAUCAGCCAUGCAUCCAGUUUAACAAAGAUUGUCACUCAGUGAAGUCACUUAUGCAAAUAUAAGAAAAGAGCCUUUGAUCUAUUGAAUUACUUAGUGCUAAAUCAUUAGUAAUACAGUGGAAAUUGCGCCUUCUGGUUUUGUCAACUGUUUUAGGCGGUGAAACUCUAAACAUUGUCGUAUCAGGUGGAAAACACGGCGAACAUAUGGCUCGCCUAAACUGACAACUUCAGCUGAAGAAAAGAGCAAAGGAAAAGCUUAUGUGAAGAAGUAUAUUUUUCACUUCCCGCCAAUACUGUUGAUAAUGAGAGGGGUGCAAAUCACUAUACUUCUUGUGGCAGUUCAAACUUUCUAUUGCUAUGAACACAAAUGGAAAGAAGAGGGCUACGUCAAAAACUAUUUUGACGCUCAAGAAUGCGCGCAAGUUGAACCAAACUGCGAGGAGUGCGUGUCCAGAGGAGGGAGUUGUGAGUGGUGUAGCGAUGGUUCACACAGAAGCGAGUGCAUUAAACAAAGAAGCGAGAACUGCCCGCGUCAACACCGAACGACAACUUGCGUAAAUUCUCAAACGACUGAAGACGAGAGAAAAAAGACGGUGUUGGAGUAUUACGACAAAUCUUUGGACGAGCUACAAGCUAUGGACGCACCAGAAGCGAACAACACCGUAGAAAACAGCAGCGUGGUUACCGUGAACGCGAGCGUAUUUUGCGGACGCCAGGGCGGUUGCAAGAGCUGCACGUCACACGAGUUUUGUUUUUGGUGCGAGUCGAAAAAAACAUGCGAGGUCCUUUACAACGCGUCAACAACGCACCACUUUUGCCACAAAAAGGGAACAGCAUACAAGGGUCAAUGCAUUUACUCAAUUGGUGUAACUCCCUGCCCUGAAAGAAAACGAUCCUGUAAAAAAUGUCUACAGGGGGAUAACCUGUGUUACUGGUGUUCCUCAACGGAGAAAUGUGCGCUGUACCCGUCGGAAAAUUUCGAACCAGAAGAUUGCGCCAAGGGCAGGUGGUACUACAAGGAAUGUCCGGUAGUGAAAGAUCUGCUGUGGGUUCUCUUCCCGAUUUUAGCCAUCAUUCUUAUACCCAUCAUUGUGUAUUUGAUAAUCUGGUUAAUAUGUUGCUGUAUGCGAGCAGCGGGUUACGAGCCCCUGGAACCAACGGAACCAUCCAAGAAGAAACGCCCCAAGGGUAUCCGAUUGAAACCCGGGUCCCCUUCAAACAAGACCGACGAGUUGAGACAAAAAUACGAUCUCAAUAAUCCUUAAGGCAGUUUCUAGUAAUUCAGGUAAUUUUAGGGUAUCGCUAGGGAUGUGUAAGGGAAUGGAGUUGAAACAAAACUCUUUGAAUUGUAACACGAAAAAGGCUGGUGUUAUGGCGAUAUAAUUUAAAUUUCUUAUGAUAUUAGUAACUCAUAGCAAAUGAAGCAAUAGCCAUUUGAGGCACGCGUGAUUUAAGCAGGAGCUUCCCACGCUUCUCGCGCGCCACGCGUUAUUCCCGCAACCAUUCGUAUUUAACAUCACAUUCAAAUUUCAAAAUAAUAAACACCUUAUAGUACCUUAAUUUAUAAUUAACCGAGUGAUAAUAAUUAAGCAAUGCAGUGUUUGGCUAGUAUUUUUCACAUUAUUUUUGUAUGGUAGAGCAUUUGUAAAACUGAGUAAGGGAUUUGUAAAACUAAACAAGGCAAGGGACGUUUUCAGGACCGUAUCGCUUUAGCAGCAAAACCGGUAACCAAUGCAAUGUCAGGUUUGAUAGCUAAAGAGCAAAAUCGUUCAAAGUGCCCGAAGCCGUGUUUCAAAGCAAAGAACUGGAGAACUCCAGUCGUUCGAGAAACCGCUAGACUGACGUCUUUGCGGGCGCGUAUUUGUGAUAAUUGCCGGGCUAAAAUAUUAGGGAGGGGUGGGAUGGUGGGAGUUUGGGGAUUGAAGAGAGUUCGGAGGUUCGCAAAACCGACUCCGUAAAUAAAAUUAGGCAUGACUGUUAACGAUCAUGAUCAUGUUUUAUAAGUUUUUCAUAUUUAAUAAGGGGAGGACCAUAAUUUUGCGAAGACAGAAGUGAGAAGAAUUGAAUUGUCGUUCGCCAAGCCAACCAAGUUAGUCUUUUCUCUUUUAUAUACUGAUGUAUCCCUGUAACCAAGUGAAUUAAUGUGGGUAUCUAAACAUAAACACCUUGGCCGGGUUGCUCAGACGUCGGUUAACGCUAACUCAGGAUUCAAAGUUAACCGAACUAUCAAUUUCUGUUGUAUUAAAAUGAUUUUCACUGCUUAUGUUUUGUGUAGUUUGAGAUUACUGAAGCUCAAAACUGAAGGACAAACAAUAUAAACAGAAAACUUCACCAAAAUACUUCAAAACUGAAGUCAAAAUUCUCGCCAAUCCUCGGCCCUGUGGUUUCCAUAUUACGCCCGAUCGUGAGGUGAAAUACCUACAUUGUAGGCCGGACAUCGAAUAUUUUCUUCGCAUGUAUGACCUACAGUUGAAUUUAUGCUCAGGAAAUGGUGUACAGAUUCGUCGAGUUAGAGGAACAAUCAAAUUAUUACUGCGAGCUUAUAGAAAACAGCUCUCUUAACGUGACUAUAUGGUUAAUGGGGUUCUAUCCUUGUCUACCGCUAAACAUGGGAAUAACCAUUGUAUUUUCCUAGUUCAGGAGGCAUUAAGCCGAAAUGAAUCGUGUUGUUCCUUAUAUCACUUCUUGUGUACUCGGACAGACCCGUUGAGGGCCAAUUUCCUUCGUUUAUGACCGUAAUGGUUUAUGAGUUCUCAUGUACGAUGUAUGAUAACAACAUAUUUUUACUCAUUACAAUAAACAAUGGUUUGGAUAGUAGUUAUUAUCGAUCCAGGGACGACUUUUGUGCAAAAAUAAUAAUAUAAAAAAAUUGAGAGAGAAAAAAAAAGGCGUAUCUUGAACUGUGUGCCUCCAUUGUCGUUUGCUGUAUCUUAAUUUUCACUCUCGUUGCUAAGUCGAUCACAGGUCCUCGAAGGUCUGCUUGUCCCAGUGAACGACCUUCAAAAAUACUGCAUGCUUGUUUAGAACUAAGACCCAGUUUGCAUUCACCGAUUAGAUUAUGAGCUCGAGAUUUGUAUCACUCAUAGAAAUCGAGAAAUCUACUUGACUUUCAAACUUUUAUCUAAAUCCUCUUCACAGACGCUAGAAAACGCUAAGAAGCGGUCGCCAUUUUGUCAAUGACCGCACACUGUUGAGCUACUCCUUAUCCACAACAAAAUAAAUCGUGAGUAGCGCAGCCAGUAAGAAAACGGUAUUCGUAAUAGAACGCUUGUAGAUUUAUGCGUAUAACCCAUAUUAUGAAGUAUGACACAAGGUCUAAUUAAGGCAAGUGCCAUUUUGGUAAUUUAUUCACUUUUACAAAACUUUUACAUCACUUAUGGUAACGCCAUCUUGCCUGGACUACAUUUUAACAAUUCUCUUAGUUUAUAUAUUAGCGUCUUAAGAUCAUCAUCAUCAUCAUGUUAGAAGUCCUUGUCAAUGCUUUGGGUUAUUCUAACUUCUUAAAAACGUUCAGUGUGCACACUGUAAAUCCCUUCUUAUCUGUCCUCCUAUUCAGUGGCAUCUAACGGAAAAUGAACAAUAUAGAACUUAAAUAUACACUUACAUGUAGUCAGGUAAAUAAAUAUUGCCUUUAUAUA